AUGGAUGGUACCAGAGAUUGCAGGUGGAUGGAUUACCUGCCAGAAGCAAAAGACUUAAAUCAUCUUUUUGAUCAGUUAGUUGCUACAUAUAGAGACCUUUCAGUCUUAUGCACUUUUGUCAACUACUUCCUCCCCCCAGCUUUUAGAAUUCAGAUCCAUUUGCAAUUACAUGGGUUUUCCUGCUAUUUCGCGGCGACUUGCGAUUUCACAGUGGGUUUCUUUUCUAUAGAUAUAUGCGCAGAUUUUAGGGUUCCAUACACUAGAAACUAUGAUGGUAAAAAAUAUGUGUAUGUUGAAGAGGUGACUGUUGACAAAAUUAAGCUUAUAUUUGUUCAAAAGUUCUAUAAUUAUGCAAAUUCAAAUGCCGAGGUUCAUUCACUUUGA
This is a messenger RNA of Vicia faba (fava bean), 384 nucleotides long. Lineage: Eukaryota; Viridiplantae; Streptophyta; Magnoliopsida; Fabales; Fabaceae. The record is from the annotation of a GenBank genome assembly.